Messenger RNA from Nicotiana tabacum (common tobacco), 4162 nucleotides. Its product is annotated as cellulose synthase A catalytic subunit 2 [UDP-forming]. Lineage: Eukaryota; Viridiplantae; Streptophyta; Magnoliopsida; Solanales; Solanaceae. The record is from RefSeq and is a predicted model, not a curated record. Gene Ontology annotation, biological process: cellulose biosynthetic process. Gene Ontology annotation, molecular function: cellulose synthase (UDP-forming) activity. Gene Ontology annotation, cellular component: membrane.
AUUAUUAUUUCUAUAGCUGGGGGUUUCUCUCAAGUAACAAGAAACGAAUCCCAAAAAAAAAAAAGAACUCUACAAACCCAAAAGAGUCUUUUUCUUCACAUCACCAAAUUCUUGUUUUUUUUAUUUUCCACACAUUUAUAAUAAUAUUCCCCCCAUCCCCACAAAAAUUUUAUUCAUUACUAUAAUAUAAUAUACUGGUAUGUGUAUGUUUAUACAUCAUUUUCAUUCAUUAUUAGUAUUUCUCUAAUUGAGAGGAGUGGUUGUUGUUGUUACUUGUAAUGGGUGUUUAAAAGCAGUGUCAUAAAUAAAGAGGAGAAGAGAAGAAUAAUAAGGGGUUGUGCUUUUCUUGGACGUGUAGUGUAAUGGGGGGUUCUCUCCUAAUGUGCUAAGUGAAGAAGAGGGUAUUAUCUCCAUUCUUGAUUAAGUAGCUCAAGUAAUGGAUACUAAAGGGAGGCUAGUUGCUGGUUCACACAAUAGGAAUGAGUUUGUUGUCAUCAAUGCUGAUGAGGUUGGAAGAGUAACUUCUGUGAAAGAAUUAAGUGGGCAGAUUUGCCAGAUUUGUGGAGAUGAGAUUGAAGUUACAGUAGAUGGGGAGCCAUUUAUUGCUUGCAAUGAAUGUGCAUUCCCUGUUUGCAGACAAUGCUAUGAGUAUGAAAGGAGAGAAGGAAAUCAAGCUUGCCCUCAAUGCAAAACUCGGUUCAAGCGCAUUAAAGGGAGCCCCAGAGUUGAUGGAGAUGACGAAGAUGAUGAAUUUGAUGACUUAGACCAUGAGUUCGAUUACCAUGGUAACCCUCGAUAUAUGUCUGAGGCUGCACUCUCUUCUCGCCUUGGCCGCGGUACCAAUCAUAAUGCUUCUGGGCUUACUACCCCAUCAGAAGUAGAUCCUGCUGCUCUUAACUCAGAGAUCCCUCUUCUUACUUAUGGUCAAGAGGAUGAUACAAUUUCCGCUGACAAGCAUGCUCUUAUCAUUCCACCGUUUAUGGGUCGCGGAAAGAAAGUUCAUCCUGUGCCUUAUUCUGAUUCCAUGUCUUUGCCUCCUCGGCCCAUGGAUCCUAAGAAAGAUUUGGCAGUUUAUGGAUAUGGGACUGUUGCAUGGAAGGAAAGAAUGGAGGACUGGAAGAAAAAACAGAAUGAUAAAUUACAGGUGGUUAAGCACGGAGGCGGUAAUGAUGGAGUUGAGCUGGAUGAUCCCGAUUUGCCCAAGAUGGAUGAAGGCAGACAACCACUUUCGAGAAAGCUGCCUAUUUCCUCUAGCAAGCUAAGCCCAUACAGAUUACUCAUUUUAGUUCGUCUUGCUGUUGUUGGGCUCUUUUUCCACUAUAGAAUAACGCAUCCUGUCAAUGAUGCAUAUGCAUUGUGGCUGAUUUCUAUUAUAUGUGAAAUAUGGUUUGCGGUAUCGUGGAUAUUUGAUCAGUUCCCAAAAUGGUUUCCAAUUGUGCGAGAGACAUAUCUGGACAGGCUAUCUCUGAGGUAUGAGAAAGAAGGGAAGCCUUCUGGGUUAGCCCCUAUAGAUAUAUUUGUUAGUACGGUGGAUCCCCUGAAAGAACCUCCGCUUAUCACUGCAAAUACCGUUCUCUCCAUUCUCUCUGUGGAUUAUCCGGUGGACAAGGUUUCGUGCUAUGUCUCUGACGAUGGUGCUGCCAUGCUUACUUUUGAGGCUCUCUCUGAAACAUCUGAGUUCGCAAGGAAAUGGGUCCCAUUCUGCAAGAAGUUCAACAUAGAGCCUCGGGCCCCAGAGUGGUAUUUCUCUCAGAAGGUUGAUUAUCUGAAAAAUAAAGUACAUCCAUCGUUUGUGAGGGAACGUCGUGCUAUGAAGAGAGACUAUGAAGAAUUCAAGGUUCGGAUAAAUGGGUUGGUUGCCACGGCACAAAAGGUUCCCGAAGAUGGCUGGACCAUGCAAGAUGGAACGCCUUGGCCCGGAAAUCUUGUCAGGGAUCAUCCUGGAAUGAUUCAGGUCUUCCUGGGUAAUGAUGGUGUCCGUGAUAUUGAAGGGAAUAUACUGCCUCGCCUUAUCUAUGUUUCUCGUGAGAAGCGUCCAGGAUUUGACCACCACAAGAAGGCUGGUGCCAUGAAUGCUUUGAUGCGGGUAUCAGCGGUCAUAUCAAAUGCUCCUUACUUGCUCAAUGUGGAUUGUGAUCACUAUAUAAAUAACAGUAAGGCACUGAGAGAAGCUAUGUGCUUUAUGAUGGACCCCACUUCAGGAAAGAAAAUAUGCUACGUACAAUUUCCGCAAAGGUUUGAUGGUAUUGACAGGCAUGACAGAUACUCCAACCGCAAUGUGGUCUUCUUUGAUAUCAAUAUGAAAGGACUUGACGGGAUCCAGGGUCCAAUUUACGUGGGUACUGGAUGUGUCUUCAGGAGGCAAGCACUUUAUGGUUAUGAUGCUCCAAAGAAGACAAAACCUCCAGGAAAAACAUGCAACUGCUGGCCGAAAUGGUGUUGCUGUUGUUUCAGUUCUCGAAAAAAGCAUAAGAAAGGGAAAACAACCAAGGAUAACAAAAAGAAGACUAAAACCAAAGAGGCUUCACCACAAAUUCACGCCCUUGAAAAUAUCGAGGAAGGAAUUGAAGGAAUUGAUAGUGAAAAAGCAACCCUCAUGCCUCAGAUAAAACUUGAGAAGAAAUUUGGACAAUCACCGGUAUUCGUUGCUUCAACACUUCUAGAAGAUGGUGGCAUUCCUCCAGGAGCAACAUCAGCAUCUCUCCUGAAAGAAGCAAUACAUGUCAUUAGUUGUGGUUAUGAAGACAAAACAGAAUGGGGUAGAGAGGUUGGAUGGAUUUAUGGAUCUGUUACUGAGGAUAUCCUUACUGGUUUUAAGAUGCACUGUCACGGUUGGAGAUCUGUCUACUGCAUGCCCAAAAGGCCUGCAUUUAAGGGGUCAGCUCCUAUCAAUCUUUCAGACCGUCUUCACCAGGUUCUGCGGUGGGCUUUGGGAUCUGUUGAAAUUCUCUUGAGUAAACAUUGUCCCAUUUGGUAUGGAUAUGGGUGUGGGCUGAAGCCGCUGGAGCGCUUUUCCUACAUAAACUCAGUGGUCUACCCAUUGACCUCUCUUCCUUUGAUCGCAUAUUGUGCAUUGCCAGCUGUCUGUUUGCUUACUGGGAAAUUUAUUGUUCCAGAGAUUAGCAACUAUGCUAGCAUUCUUUUCAUGGGACUUUUCAUAAUGAUUGCUGCCACGAGUGUUCUUGAGAUGCAAUGGGGAGGUGUUAGUAUUGAUGACUGGUGGAGAAACGAGCAGUUCUGGGUCAUUGGUGGUGCCUCAUCUCACCUAUUUGCUCUUUUCCAAGGUCUUCUUAAAGUUUUGGCUGGUGUCAGCACUAGCUUCACUGUUACUUCCAAAGCAGCAGACGACGGGGAAUUUUCUGAGCUUUAUCUGUUCAAGUGGACAUCUUUGUUGAUUCCUCCUAUGACUUUGUUAAUUAUUAACAUUAUUGGAGUUAUAGUUGGAAUUUCGGAUGCAAUCAACAACGGUUAUGAUUCUUGGGGUCCUCUAUUCGGUAGGCUUUUCUUCGCCUUAUGGGUCAUUGUUCAUCUAUAUCCCUUCCUCAAAGGUGUGAUGGGCAGACAAAAUAAAGUUCCAACCAUCAUUGUUGUCUGGUCUAUCCUUCUGGCAUCUAUCUUUUCCUUAUUGUGGGUUCGAGUCAACCCAUUCACGGCAAGAGGUGGACUUGUUCUAGAAGUGUGCGGGUUGGACUGCGAGUAAGCAUAAGAAAUAGGAAGCAUUAUGUGGCUUCAGUGUAGAAAAGGUUGUAUGAAAAUGAAAUAGAGCUCAAACUCAGGGAGAGAAGGAACAAGGGUAUCUUUAUCUCCUGGCAAUUUGGUCAUUGACGACGAAGAUUUUUGAGUUGGAGAAGCAGAGAAUGGGCUCUGAUGAUUGUGUAUAAAGGGCAGAAUAGCAGACACAUUGAUAUUUGUUUUUUGCAAAGUGUUUCUUUAUUCUUUUGAUACAUUUUAGGAUUUGUGGCUUGGAGUGCUGUGGAGUUCCAAUAUUUGUAAUACCAACCGAACAUAAAAUUUGUUGUGGUAAGCCACAACUCCUCCUUAAUAAGGGACUUCACACAAAAAAAAUGUUGUUGUGAGAAAUUUCAUCAGUAAUUAAGAAUUUUCAUUCCACUGUUGUAAUUUCAAGAAAGUGAAAUUCCAUAUCCAGACUUUACCUGUCUCA